AUGGUCCAGAAGGUCGCGCAAGCAGCCAACAUCGGCUUCCCCGGCCGCUGGCGCAGCCUGCGCUUUCCCCCUGCCCAGCCGCCGCGUUCGCAUCAGCAAAACGGAGGCGGAGGAGGAGGAGCAGCAGCAGCAGGCGCGGGGGCGGGCAAGAAGGUGCCCAAGACCAGCGCGGGCGGCGUGCAGGUGGCCACGAUCCCGCAGCACGUCUUCCACCCGUGGCACAUGCGGUACUUUGACCGCCACGGGCACGCGCUCGCCGAGAGCAUGCUCAGGCGGUACCUGGCGCGGACGGACCCGCUGUGGUGGUUCGUCACCGUGCACGGCGACAGCACGAUCCCGGACAGCGCGUUCGUCAAGAGGGCGAUGAGGAAGAGGGCGGAGCAUGCCUUUCGCGUGGCGCUGGAGAGGAGGGGCUGGGACGCCGAGGGCAGGAGGAUCGCUGGGAGGGGGGGGCACGAUGGGCUCCGAGAGCUGUACGGCUCGGUCAGGAUCAACGGGGUGCUCAAGAUGCUGCUGCACCUCAGGUUUGAGGAGGUUGUCGCCUCUUUCGAGCAGGCCGUGAAGUCGCUCGAGGAACUCCUGGGGAAAGGAGCGCCUGGGGCGAGCGGGGAGCGGCCAUCAUCGCCGUCUGGGCUGGGCGAAGUAGAGACGGGACGCCCGAUGGCCAGUAAGAGCCGGAAGAAGCCACGGAAAUUUGACAAAGCCAACAACCCCAGCUUGAUUCCCGAAACCGAAACAUCCACAACCGAUCUGUCUCCUCGCGCUCUGCCCAGCAAGAUGCUCGUGUCCCUGACCGUCGGCAAGGUCGACGCUGGCGUCACGGUGCUGUUAACGCCGGACAAGCGUCUGAUCGAAUUCCCGUCCAUUCUCCUCCCGCCCGACAUCUCGUCUGGCUCGAUUGUCGAUAUCACAGUCGGCCGCAAUACUGCUUCAGAGGACGAGACCGAGAAGCGGUUCCGCGCCCUGCAGGACCAGAUUUACGCCGCCUUUGGUGCCGCGGCGCCCUCCCCACCGGUCCUGCGAUGUCGCAACGCGACACAGACGAGUGUCGUGCUCGAGUGGGAUCCUGUUGAGCUCGCUACCGCCGAUCUUAUCUCCCUCGCUCUGUAUCGCAACGGCCAGAAGGCCGGCAACAUCCCCCGCCCGCUCAGCAUGCACUCCACCAAAAUCUCUGGUCUGGCCGUCGACACCGAAUACACCUUCCACCUGGUCCUCCGUACCACGGCCGGCACUUACUCGAGCGAGCGCGUUGUCGUGCGCACCCACAAGAUGACCGACCUCAGCGGCAUCACCAUCACCACCGGCAUUCUCCCUGCGGCUACUCGCGAAAACCUGACUAGCGCAGUUGAGCGCAUCGGCGCCAAGAUUGUGGAUGGCGUGCGCAUCGAUACAACGCACUUUGUUACCACGGAAGGCAGGGGUGUGGCAUGGGAGAAGGCGGUCGAGAACAACAUCCCUGUUGUCAGGCCUGAGUGGGUCGAGGCCUGCGAGAAGAAUGGUCGCAUUCUGGGAGUCACAAAGUUCUACCUCGACGCACAGUGGACCGGCCCGCCUGCCGAGGAGAGGCCAUCCACCACGACGCAGUCGCCGGCCGUUACGCAACAAAAGGAGCUACCUCCCACGCCCUCACCGAAUGGCCAGCCUGCCACGGAGAGCAACAAGGACGACGCUCCAGCGAAGCAGUCAGAGGGAGCCGCCGAAGCCGGUGCCGGAGGCGCCAGGGACGACGAGUCGGACGAGGACGAAGACGAAGACGCGGAGGAAGGCGAGGACCAGCCAAAGUCGGCCGUUCAUGAGGAGCAAAAAGUCAAUAUCGACGACAGGGAGAAGCAAAAGUUUGCUCUGCGGCCAGGUCCCCACCAAGCCAAGGUCGAGGAUGAUGAUGACGAGGAAGACAAGGCUGCCUCCCCCGGCGAGAAGGCAACUACUCCAGGCGACAAUGCAUCUUUCCAAGAUGUCGCAUUGUAA
Thyridium curvatum is the source of this 1968-nucleotide messenger RNA. RefSeq lists its product as uncharacterized. Gene Ontology annotation, biological process: conjugation with cellular fusion; Golgi to plasma membrane transport. The transcript is spliced from 3 exons. NCBI's taxonomy places the organism in Eukaryota, Fungi, Ascomycota, Sordariomycetes, Thyridiales, Thyridiaceae. Gene Ontology annotation, molecular function: protein dimerization activity. The coding region runs from base 1 to 1968 and encodes 655 amino acids. The record is from RefSeq and is a predicted model, not a curated record. Gene Ontology annotation, cellular component: trans-Golgi network; exomer complex.